UACAAUUAAACGAGCAGCAGAAGAAGACGAAGCGGCACCACCGAAGAAGAAGAAGAAGCAGAAGAAGAAGAAGAAGAAGAAGAGACGCUGCUGCUGACUGCCGGAGCCCUACGUGAACGUCCUGUGCUCCUCCUCUGACCCCUGACCUCUGACCCCUGACCCCGUGACGAUGGUGCUGAGGGAGGUCCCCGUCGAGAACAUUGCCCGUCCUCUGGGCAGGAACGAGGUCAUCGGCCUGCUCUUCCGUCUCACCAUAUUCGGAGCCGUCACCUACUUCACCAUCAAGUGGAUGGUGGACGCCAUCGACCCGACCAGGAAGCAGAAGGUGGAGGCUCAGAAACAGGCGGAGAAGUUGAUGCGUCAGAUUGGAGUUAAAAAUGUGAAGCUGUCUGAAUACGAGAUGAGCAUCGCUGCUCACCUGGUCGACCCUCUGAGCAUGCAGAUCACAUGGAGGGACAUCGCCGGUCUGGACGAGGUGAUCACAGAGUUAAAGGAGACCGUCAUCUUACCUGUUCAGAAGAGACACCUGUUCCAGGGAUCCAGACUGCUGCAGCCCCCUAAAGGUGUGCUGCUGUACGGGCCUCCGGGCUGCGGGAAAACGCUCAUCGCCAAGGCGACGGCCAAGGAGGCGGGGUUUCGUUUCAUCAACCUGCAGCCGAGCACGCUGACGGACAAAUGGUACGGCGAGUCCCAGAAGCUGGCGGCCGCCGUCUUCUCAUUGGCUGUCAAACUGCAGCCGUCCAUCAUCUUCGUCGACGAGAUAGACUCGUUCCUGAGGAGCCGGUCCAGCUCAGACCACGAGGCCACGGCCAUGAUGAAGGCCCAGUUCAUGAGUCUGUGGGACGGACUGGACACAGACCACCACUGCCAGGUGAUCAUCAUGGGAGCCACCAAUCGUCCUCAAGACCUGGACUCUGCUAUUCUGAGGAGGAUGCCCACCAGGUUCCACAUCAACCAGCCUAGCACGAUGCAGAGAGAGCAGAUCCUCAAACUCAUCCUGGAGGACGAGAGCGUCGACGAUUCAGUGGACCUCGUUGACGUCUCCAAGGAGACGGACGGUUUCUCAGGAAGUGACCUCAGAGAGAUGUGUCGCGACGCCGCUCUGCUCUGUGUCCGGGACUACGUCCACACGCAGAACGACAGUACAUUAGAGGACUUCAUCCGUCCGAUCCAUCAGUCCGACCUUCAGAAGGCGAUCGGUAAGAUGAAGAAAUCAAAGAUGGCGGGCGGUCACAGCGCUCUGCUUCACGCCGCUCUGGACUGAACACACACACACACACACACACACACACACACACACACACACACACACACACACUCUGAUCACACCAGCUCAGCCUGCAGUCGCUGGUUUGAUUCCCGACCCGUUCCGUUGAGGCCGUUCGUACUGACCUGCCUGUGUUUAAAUAUGUGCCACUUGUUUUUAUUUAAAUCAGCUGAUCAUGAUGCUGAAGUCAGAAAUAGAAAUAAAAAUAUGAAACACAAA
Messenger RNA from Anoplopoma fimbria (sablefish), 1486 nucleotides. RefSeq names its product ATPase family AAA domain containing 1b (gene atad1b). Gene Ontology annotation, cellular component: mitochondrial outer membrane. Lineage: Eukaryota; Metazoa; Chordata; Actinopteri; Perciformes; Anoplopomatidae. The record is from RefSeq and is a predicted model, not a curated record. The transcript is spliced from 10 exons. Bases 170 to 1264 code for a protein of 364 amino acids. Gene Ontology annotation, molecular function: ATP binding; ATP hydrolysis activity.